AUGAAGGAAAACCCUUCAAGUAUUUUUGACAAUGCUAUAAAUCUAGCAAUUGAGGCUAAAAACACACUCAAACAAAUCCCUGGUAUCGCCGUCUUGGAUCAUCCUUACAUGGACCCUUUACGAGUCACUGUUGGAGUUCAUGAUCUCGGUGUUUCAGGAUAUGAAGCUGAUGACUUCAUAUAUAUGGAUCAAAGGGUAGUGUCUGAGCUCUCUGGAUCGCGAUUUAUAACAUUGCCAUUUUCUCCCGGAACAUGUAGAGAGCAUGUUAAUAGGUUAAUCUUGGCGUUUAAGAACUUGUCAUCAUCAUCUUCAUCAUCGUCGUUUAUCAAAUUUAAUUCAAUGAACGGAAGAGUGGGUGUUGAUCUUGAGCCUUGGAGUGAUAUCAAGAUGAAACUUACACCAAGAGAGGCCUUCUUUGCAAAGAAAAAGAAGGUAGAUAUAAAAGAUGCAACUGGAAAAAUAUGUGGUGAGUUAAUAUGUCCAUAUCCACCUGGAUUUCCCAUUAUAACUCUUGGUGAAGUUAUAUCACAAAGAGUUGUAGAUAUUUUGCAACAAUCUAUAGUUGAUGGUGCUAAAAUAAUUGGGAGUUGUGAUCCUCUUCUGUCUUCAAUGCUUAUAUAUGAUGUUUAA
Molecule: messenger RNA, 630 nt
Organism: Chenopodium quinoa (quinoa)
Lineage: Eukaryota; Viridiplantae; Streptophyta; Magnoliopsida; Caryophyllales; Amaranthaceae
Product: arginine decarboxylase-like
Exons: 1
Coding region: 1-630 (209 amino acids)
Molecular function (GO): catalytic activity
Source: RefSeq, a predicted model, not a curated record